AUACAGGAUUUAGCUAAGCCGAGCCUGUCAAGAGUAGCGUUAGCUUUCCUUAUGGCCACUGAAUUCCCGUAUUGUGCAAGCUUAGACAGUGUGUCAUUGGUUCCCAAGGAAAACUGGCACAGCAAUAAACGACCUGCUGAUGAGCAAGAAUACUCUAAUGAGGUUGAAGUUCGUGCUAGUGUGGAGCCCUCAGAAGAUGAACUUGCUGAUCUGUCAAGAGCUUGUGACAAACUCUGGGAUCUAGAUUUAAAUCUUUUGGUACCUUGCAAAGACUAUGAAAUUGACUGUGGUGAAGGGAAAAAGGAAUACCAAAAGGAAGAUAUGGCACAGGGGAGCUUGUUUACUUGGGUUAGUGAUGAUGUAUUCAAAAAGCCUACAUUUGCUCGUUUUCUUUCACUUUUGGAUAACUACAAUCCACAUCAAGGAUGUAAGGAAGUAGUCACAUCUGAAGAGAGACAAGAGCAAGCUUCUUUCAUUGAAGAAAUCAGUAGAACAGCACCAAUUAAAUAUCUUCACAAGUAUCUUGCAUCCAAGGGAAUUGUAUCAGAGACUUGCCAAGAAUUCAAAAGAAUGAUUACCAGUCUGUGGUUUGACCUUUAUGGCCGUGGUGGCACUUCUGGUUCCUCUUCUGCUUUUGAACAUGUUUUUGUUGGAGAAACCAAACAAUGUGGUGAAGUUUCUGGCUUUCAUAACAUGCUGCAGCUAUGACCUCGUAUUUUUCUUUCUGCCUGUUUCUAAUUAUCCAUUCACAAUUCAUGCCAAAUUUAAGGUGUAUUAACUUGUUAUAUUCGAAGUCGUAUUUGAUGCUCUUUUCAACCAUCAUUAUUCCGUUACUACCAGUCUCAUUGGCUAACCAAUUACUUUAUUGUAUUUUUGCGGAUUAGUUUGCCUCUGUGCUGUCUAGUUUUAUUGUAAACAUGGCUCCUUGAAGAAUAAGUUCAAAGUUGAAAUUGCUAAGAAUACUUUGCAAUA
Glycine soja is the source of this 972-nucleotide messenger RNA. Its product is annotated as poly(U)-specific endoribonuclease-B-like. The transcript has 2 exons. Bases 52 to 708 code for a protein of 218 amino acids. Lineage: Eukaryota; Viridiplantae; Streptophyta; Magnoliopsida; Fabales; Fabaceae. Gene Ontology annotation, molecular function: RNA endonuclease activity. The record is from RefSeq and is a predicted model, not a curated record.